Oreochromis niloticus (Nile tilapia) is the source of this 1140-nucleotide messenger RNA. RefSeq lists its product as uncharacterized. Gene Ontology annotation, cellular component: external side of plasma membrane. Gene Ontology annotation, biological process: positive regulation of T cell proliferation; negative regulation of T cell proliferation; T cell costimulation. The transcript has 4 exons. Lineage: Eukaryota; Metazoa; Chordata; Actinopteri; Cichliformes; Cichlidae. Bases 258 to 959 code for a protein of 233 amino acids. The record is from RefSeq and is a predicted model, not a curated record.
GCACUUAUUCGUGCUCUAAUUGGUCAGAGUUAAUAACCAGCUUCGUGUGACGCCUAUCCCACUUUUAGGAUAACUCCAGAUAACAGAGAGACAGGCCGGGCGUGCUGGAAUCACUCAGCACAAGGACCUGUGCUCACAGUCAGGGACUUUCAGCUUUAUUUCAACUUUAAUCACAUUCAGUCAGAUUUGAAACUCGGGCUCUGUUAUUCACUGCGAAUACCAGCACAGUCAGACUGAGAGUCGGAUUAACACUUUACAUGAUAAUUGGAUUAAAACUGCACCGGAACACCAACAUGUCUGCUGGGACUGCGGCGCUCUGCUCGACUUUCCUAUUUGUCUUCGUGUCAGUGUCUGCAGGAACAGAAUGUCCUCUCCUCCUCACUGGCUUCAUGGCUCUCAACCAGAAAAACAUCACAGCUGAGUCUGGACAGAACGUCACUCUGCCAUGUCGAGCUCCAAACAACAACAACACAAACUAUGUAAAGUGGAGCAGAGCUGACCUGGGAGAUGAAUAUGUGAUUUUGUAUCGGGACGAGCAGUUGGAUCCAGAAAACCAGCAUGAAUCUUUUAAGAAUCGGGUGGUUUUCCAGGACAGACAGAUGAAGGAUGGAGACGUGUCUUUGAUUCUGAACAAUGUGAUGAUUAAUGAUACUGGAACAUACGAGUGUCGUGUCACCAUGACAGGAACAAACCACAGGAAGGGAGCUCAUAUGCGUGUCAGCAGAAUCGACCUGAGUGUUGUUGAUCCUCCAGGUCAGACAGGAGGACACACAGAGGAUGGAUCUGUUGGACUGAUCGUUGGUCUGUCAGUUUCUGCUGUGCUUCUUGCUGUUGUUGGUUUCUUGACCUACAGAAGAUGUAAACUGAAUCCUGCUGAUCCAGAUAAAGCAGAGCUUUUUAAGCCUCCACAGCACAAAUGUGAGUCAGAUGAACAAACACAAAGAAACAUAGAUAAAUGAUGGUGAACCUCCAGCAGAUGGCUGUAGAAAGCUGGAUGUUCAGAUCAAUGUUCUCUCUAAUUUUUCAUGUGUCUGAGCGAACACACAAACUCCCUGAGUGAUCCCUUGGACCACUGUGAGCGACAUCAGACGUGUGCACUGUGGUCACGCCAGCAUCGAAUCCAUCUAAGUUACAUGGUUU